Molecule: messenger RNA, 2360 nt
Organism: Hydra vulgaris (swiftwater hydra)
Lineage: Eukaryota; Metazoa; Cnidaria; Hydrozoa; Anthoathecata; Hydridae
Product: tRNA endonuclease ANKZF1
Molecular function (GO): protein binding
Source: RefSeq, a predicted model, not a curated record
UUUAGGUACACUUCUAACAGUUAUAACCCGAAAGCGCAAUCUCGUUUUGAGUUUUUCAUAGGGGGAUGGAAUAAUUCAGGCGGUGGGAAUAAUCUACUACAGAUCUCCAGAAAUACGCAUGCGUUCUUCUUAGAAUCGAAAAUUUUUUUAUCACAACAAUUUAUUAAUCAGUUAUUUUUUAUUAGUAUACAAGAUGAGUGAGAAGUCCCAUAAAAGUCUGCUGCCGACGAAUCAUGUAAUUAGUGUUUUUGAAGGCACUAAUCAUUUUUUUAAAAAUUGUAUAAGUUAUACUGGCCCAAAAGAACAAUCUGCUUUAUGUUCUUCGGAAGAAUCAGAUCAUAAGAUUGUUGAAAAAGACCAUCAGGCUGAAUCUUUUAAGUGUACAAUAUGCAAAAUUUAUUUUGAAAAUAGAGAUGAUCAGAGGCAACACUAUUUCUCAGAUUUACAUAGAGUGAAUGCUCAUCGUAAAACUUCCUUGAAACCCCCCUUAACAGAAGAAGAAUUUUUAGAUUACAUAGACGAAAGUUCUAAUUCUGAAUCAGAAUCAGAUGAUAAUCCUCCAUCAUGUGAAAAAUUAACUGAAAAUAUAGAGUUCCAGCCAAGAAAUAGAGGAAAUUUUUUUUCAAAUCACCCUUUAAAGACAUUCUAUGUUACAGAACAAAAAAUUUUAUUUUCAAUUUACAAAAAUCUGAUAAUUCAGACUGAAAAUUCUGAAUGUUUGGACUUUGGGUCAGUAUGGGUAUAUUUAUUGUUAUGUGCUGGUCAUUUUGCUGGAGCUGUUUUUAAUAAAAAUGAAACAGUUGCUCACAAGACAUUUCAUCGAUAUGUUAUUCGCGCAAAAAGUGGUACAGCUCAAAGUGUUUGUGAUAAUCAAGGUGGAAAUGCUCCAAAAUCUGCAGGAUCUUCAUUAAGAAGAUACAAUGAAGCAGCUCUUAAAAAAGAAAUACAAGAGUUGUUGUUGACUUGGUCAGAUCAUAUCAAUUCAUCAAAUAGGAUAUUUUAUAAAUGCUCCACAUACGGAAUGGGAACUUUAUUUGGGAAAAAAACAAAUAUUUCUAAAAGCGAUCAGCGUCUGUGUAAAAUAUCACUACCAACACAGAGACCAACUUUAAAUGAAAUUAAACGUUUGCAUUUAAAAUAUUCGAAGAUAUAUAUACAUGGUUCAUUUGAAGAAGUUGAAGAAAGUAUGAAAAAAAUAAAAGAACAAGAAAAUAAAGAAAGAUUGAAAGAUGGUGUUGAAUCUUUAAAGCAGGAAUUAGAACAAUCAAAUUUAAAAGAAAAUACCCAAUUUAUUGUUCAACAAGUUGUAGAGAAGUUUUCUUCAUCAGAAAAAGACACAAAACAUGAUCAGAUAUAUGGUCAAAAUACUAAAAACUUUCCAACAAUUGAGGAACAAGUUAUUGAAUCUAGACAUGACAGCAAAAAACAAAAUUCAUCAGAUCAUGAUAAUUAUGAAAACAAGAAAAUACACAAUGAUGGUAAAAAGGAAGAAAAUAAUGAUGAUGCAGUUUGGAUGUGGAAUGCAAUAUAUAAAUGGUGUUCUCAAGGCAAUCUGAAUGAACUAAAAAAAUUUUUUGAAACUAGCUCUAACAGUAAAAGCGAGCUGCAUCAAUCUUAUUUUCAAGAUAACAGAGAACAUCAACCUAAUCCCCAAUAUGACAGUAAAAGUAAGGAAUACCAAUCUUGUUUCCAAAAUGACAUUGAUAAUAAAGAGUACCAAAGUUCCCAAGAUGGACAAAAUAGUGAAAAUAACAAGUUAUUUUUUUAUCCACAUAUAAACUAUCUUUCAGUUUCUAAAAACAGUACUUUGCUUCAACGAGCAAUUGUUACUGGCAGUCGAGAAAUAGUAGCACUACUCCUUGAUCUAGGUGCAGAUCCAUCCAUAAGUAACACAAUUGGUCAACUCCCAUAUGACCUUGCUUCAAAAAACAUUCGUAGAGAAUUUCGAAGGUUUCGAUAUGAUCAUCCAAACAAAUAUGAUUAUACUAAAGCUAAGAUUGGAACUCCACUGACUAAAGUUGAAGAAGAAAGAAAAAAAGAAACAGAUAUUAAAAAGAAAAAACUUCAAAAUAAAGCUAGAAAAGAAAAACUAAAAUUGCAAAAAAUGCAAGAAGAAGAUUUUAAAAAAGUUGAGCAAGAAAAACAAGUAUUUGAAAAUCUUUCUGAUCGAGAAAAAAGAGCAGUAAUGGCUGAAAGAAGAAUUGCAACACAGCAUACAACUUCCUCUAGGUGCGCUCGUUGUCGAGUAGCGAUAGAUGACAAAAACGCAUUCGAAAAGUACGGUUUUAAAUAUUGCUGUAUGAAAUGUGUAAAUGAACAUAAAUCUUUUAUAGGAAAGUAAUUAUUUUUACGAAUAAUGA